Messenger RNA from Henningerozyma blattae CBS 6284, 939 nucleotides. It is a transcript of the gene BGL2, whose product is annotated as glucan 1,3-beta-glucosidase. Gene Ontology annotation, biological process: cell wall organization; carbohydrate metabolic process. Gene Ontology annotation, cellular component: extracellular region; cell surface; fungal-type cell wall. Bases 1 to 939 code for a protein of 312 amino acids. Gene Ontology annotation, molecular function: glucan endo-1,3-beta-D-glucosidase activity; 1,3-beta-glucanosyltransferase activity. The record is from RefSeq and is a predicted model, not a curated record. The transcript has a single exon. NCBI's taxonomy places the organism in Eukaryota, Fungi, Ascomycota, Saccharomycetes, Saccharomycetales, Saccharomycetaceae.
AUGCGUUUCUCUGUUGCUGCCAUCUCUGCUGCCUCUUUACUUCUCGCCUCGUCUGCCAAUGCCAUGGGUAACUUGGCUUUCAACUUGGGUGUUAAAAAUAACGAUGGUUCCUGUAAAUCCCAACAAGAUUAUGAAACUGAUUUAAAAGCUUUGUCUGGUUACACCAACACCGUCAAGGUCUAUGCUGUUUCUGAUUGUAACACUUUACAAAACUUGGGUCCUGCUGCUCAAGAUGCUGGUUUCGAAGUCUUCUUUGGUGUUUGGCCAACUGACGAUGCUCAUUUCGCUGCUGAACAACAAGCUUUGAAAUCCUACUUGCCAUCUAUCAAAUCUAGCACUGUUGCUGGUUUCUUGGUUGGUUCUGAAGCUUUAUACAGAGAUGAUUUAACUGCUGAUCAAUUAGCUUCCAAAAUUAAUGAAAUUCGUGAUUUGGUUAAAACUAUCAAUGAUUCCGAUGGUAAUUCCUAUGGUUCUAAACAAGUUGGUACUGUCGAUUCUUGGAACGUUUUAGUGGCUGGUUACAAUGCUCCAGCUAUUCAAGCUUCUGAUUUCGUCAUGGCCAAUGCCUUCUCAUACUGGCAAGGUCAAACCAUGCAAAACUCCUCCUACUCCUUUUUCGAUGAUAUUAUGCAAGCUUUACAAACCAUUCAAUCUACUAAGGGUUCUACUGAUAUCACUUUCUGGGUUGGUGAAACUGGUUGGCCAACCGAUGGUACUAACUUUGAAGCUUCUUACCCAUCCACUGACAACGCUCAACAAUUCUGGAAAGAAGGUAUUUGUGCUAUGAGAGCUUGGGGUAUCAACGUUAUUGUAUUUGAAGCUUUCGAUGAAGACUGGAAGCCAAACACCUCUGGUACUUCUGAUGUUGAAAAACACUGGGGUGUCUUCACUUCUGAAAGAUCUUUGAAAUACUCUUUAUCAUGUGAUUUCAGCAAUUAA